Molecule: messenger RNA, 826 nt
Organism: Hyla sarda
Lineage: Eukaryota; Metazoa; Chordata; Amphibia; Anura; Hylidae
Product: TNF receptor-associated factor 1-like
Biological process (GO): regulation of apoptotic process; regulation of canonical NF-kappaB signal transduction; positive regulation of JNK cascade
Cellular component (GO): plasma membrane signaling receptor complex; cytoplasmic side of plasma membrane
Molecular function (GO): ubiquitin protein ligase binding; zinc ion binding; tumor necrosis factor receptor binding
Source: RefSeq, a predicted model, not a curated record
AUGGCGGAUUUGUGCUGCACGAUCGCCCAGAAGGAGAUUGAGGUGAACGAGCUGCACGACCAUCUUACCAAUCUCCAGCAGACGACGUACGAUGGCGCCCUCCUGUGGAAGAUCUCCGACUUCAUGAAGAAAUGUCAGGACGCCAGCGCUGGGAGAACCAUCAGCCUCUACUCCCCAGCGUUCUACACGGCACGGUACGGCUACAAAGUGUGUCUGCGCAUUUACCUGAACGGAGACGGCGCCGGGAAGGGAACGCACAUCUCCCUGUUCUUCGCCAUUAUGAGAGGCGAAUACGACGUCCUGCUGUCCUGGCCCUUCAGACACAAGGUGACCUUCAUGCUGCUGGACCAGAGUAACCGUGAACAUGUGAUUGACGCGUUCCGUCCCGACCACGCGUCCGUCUCCUUCCACCGUCCUGUCAGUGAUAUGAAUGUCGCCAGUGGCUGCCCGCUCUUCUGCCCCCUGUCCAAGCUGCAGGCCGUCCGCAACAACUACGUGAAGGACGACACCAUAUUCAUCCGCUGCAUCAUAGACACCAACUCCUAACCGCCGCCGAACCGCCACCAGCCCUUCCCCCAUCGCUACUCCGCACCGUGUCUACAGUGUUACUUAUUGUGACUGUUUAAAAAUGACGCCAAAUAACAACCUGACCGCCAGUAGGGGCGAAUUACAAAGGUGCACAACAAUGGCGCAGCCACGGCCGUCCCCAACCACUACCGGAUCUGUUGUCCUCUUAGUCAUGUGAUCAUCCUGACGGUAUUAGGACCGGAUCGGGUGUCACCAUCUGUGAUGUCAUAACUUAAUAUAUUAAUAUAACAGACGGAGG